This is a messenger RNA of Lodderomyces parapsilosis, 1704 nucleotides long. It is a transcript of the gene DPS1-1, whose product is annotated as aspartate--tRNA ligase. The transcript has a single exon. Bases 1 to 1704 code for a protein of 567 amino acids. Lineage: Eukaryota; Fungi; Ascomycota; Pichiomycetes; Serinales; Debaryomycetaceae. The record is from RefSeq and is a predicted model, not a curated record. Gene Ontology annotation, cellular component: cytoplasm; aminoacyl-tRNA synthetase multienzyme complex; cytosol. Gene Ontology annotation, molecular function: ATP binding; RNA binding; aspartate-tRNA ligase activity. Gene Ontology annotation, biological process: aspartyl-tRNA aminoacylation.
AUGUCUGCUACAGAGAAAUUGGAAAACUUAUCAAUCGACGAAAAGCGUAACGAGUCACCAACAGCAAAACAAGAAAGUUCAUCUUCUGAACAAGCUGAAGAAGUUGUCUUGGGUGAGGAUGGACAGCCAUUGUCAAAGAAAGCGUUGAAGAAGUUGCAAAAGGAGAAGGAAAAGCAAGCAAAAAAGGCCGAAAGAGAAGCACAAUUAGCCAAAGAGAAAGAGGCUAGGGAGAAGGAAGCAGCAAAUGAUCCAGCAAAAGCCAAUUACGGAAAGUUGCCACUUAUCAAUUCAUCGACCAAAUCGAAUGUAAAAAGAUCACAAAUUGCUGAUUUAUCAGCUGCAAACGAUGGUGAAAUUGUCACUCUCAGAGCAAGAGUUCAUAAAACCAGACAACAAGGUGCAACAAUGGUUUUUUUUGCUUUGAGACAACAAACCAACAUCAUCCAAGCAUUGUUGAAGACCAACAAGGAAACCGAUGACAAAGCCAUUUCAAAACAAAUGGUAAAGUGGGCCGGAGGUAUUAGUUUGGAAAGUAUUGUUUUGGUAGAAGGUAAAGUGUCCAAAGUUGAUGAAUUGGUCAAGUCAGCAACUGUUCAAGAUGCUGAAGUACACAUCACCAAGAUCUACACCAUUCAAGAAACUCCUGAGCAAUUGCCACUUUUGUUGGAAGACGCAUCAAGAACUGAACAAGAGGCUGAGGAAUUGGGAUUACCUGUCGUCAACUUGGACACUAGGUUGGAUUCAAGGGUUAUUGACUUGAGAACUCCAACCAAUCAAGCUAUUUUCAAAAUUCAAUCUGGUGUUUCACAACUAUUCAGAGAAUUUUUGUCAAAGAAGGGGUUUACCGAAAUUCAUACACCAAAGAUCAUCGGAGCUGCAUCUGAGGGUGGCUCAAAUGUGUUUGAGAUUAACUACUUUAAAGGGUCCGCAUUUUUGGCACAAUCACCACAAUUGUACAAGCAACAAUUGAUUGCAGGUGAUUUUGAAAAAGUGUUUGAAGUUGCACCAGUCUUUAGAGCUGAAAACUCCAACACUCAUCGUCACAUGACUGAAUUCACCGGAUUAGAUUUGGAAAUGGCUUUUGAGGAACAUUACGAUGAAGUUUUGCAAGUGUUGGAGGACUUAUUUGUAUUCAUCUUUACUGAAUUGAAGGAGAGAUAUGGUAAAGAAAUUGCCACUGUUAGAAAACAAUUCCCAGUCGAAGAGUUCAAAAUCAACAUGGUUAAAUUGCAUUUCAAAGAAGGUAUAGCCAUGUUGAGAGAAGCUGGUAAAGAAGUCGACGAUUUUGAAGAUUUAUCAACUGAAAAUGAAAAAUUAUUGGGUAAGUUGGUUCGCGAAAAGUAUGACACCGAUUUCUAUAUCUUGGACAAGUUCCCAUUGGCUGUGAGACCAUUCUAUACCAUGCCAGAUGCAGAAGAUCCAAGAUACUCCAACUCGUAUGAUUUCUUUAUGAGAGGGGAGGAGAUUUUAUCCGGUGCUCAACGUAUUCACGAUCCAGAGUUGUUGAAAGAAAGAAUGAGAGUACAUGAAGUUGAUCCAAAUACUCCAGGUUUGAACGAUUACGUUGAUGCAUUCACUUAUGGAUGUCCUCCACAUGCUGGUGGUGGUAUUGGUUUGGAAAGAGUUGUUAUGUUCUUUUUGGACUUGAAAAACAUUCGUCGUGCCUCAUUAUUCCCAAGAGAUCCAAAGAGAUUGAGACCAUAA